UCCUUCAUUGUUUCAAUCCAACGUAACAGUGUCGUAGUCUCUGCAUCUUCGUCGGAGAAGGAGAAUCAAAGAAGAGGAAAAUAAAAAAAAUGCAGAGAUUCACGGCGAAAAGGUCAAUACUGGGAAGUUCGAUUUCCCGGUGGAGACGACGCCUCUCUUCGACGGCUGCCGUGCAUGAUUCCGAUGAGUUCGUCGCGAGGCUUCCGCCGUUCGAUUACACUCCUCCUCCGUACGAAGGCCCAUCCGGAGAUGAGAUCCUCGGAACACGGAAGGAGUUUCUCAGUCCCUCCAUGUUCUGCCUCUACCGCAAGCCGGUGAGUUCGAUUCUCUCUCUCACGGGGCCACAAUGCAUUUCGAAUUUCUGAUCAUUUCGCGAGAUUCGCUGAGGCCCUGAUGUGGUGGAGCCAGUCAUCAACCAAAUCAAGCGACUUCAACACCCCACUGUUCUUUACCUUAACAAUGCCAUCGCUGAUUUCGCUGAGGCCCUCUCUUCCAAGCUCCCUGGUGACCUCAAGGUGGUGUUUUUCACAAACUCUGGGACGGAGGCGAACGAACUGGCCAUCAUGAUGGCGAGAUUGUACACUGGCUGUCAGGACAUUAUAUCGGUGAGGAAUGGGUAUCACGGAAAUGCAGCUGGGACGAUGGGGGCUACUGCUCAAAGCAAUUGGAAAUUCAAUGUCGUUCAGGCCGGAGUUCACCACGCUUUAAACCCAGACCCAUACAGAGGUGUGUUUGGCUUGGAUGGAGAAAAGUAUGCAAGAGAUGUGCACGAGAUCAUUCAGUACGGAACGACUGGACACAUCGCCCGUUUUCUCUUCGAAGCUAUCCAGGGGGUUGGAGGGAUUGUGGAACUGGCUCCAGGGUAUGUUCCAGCGGUCUACGAUAUUGUUAAGAAAGCUGGGGGUUUGGUUAUAGCCGAUGAAGUUCAGUCCGGAUUUGCUCGAACUGGAAAUUUCUGGGGAUUCGAGGCCCAUGGUGUGGUCCCUGACAUCGUAACCAUGGCUAAGGGGAUCGGAAACGGGUUUCCACUGGGAGCAGUGGUGACGACAGCGGAGAUAGCAGAGGUAAUGACACGACGCAGCUACUUCAACACCUUUGGUGGGAACGCAGUGGCGACAACGGCAGGUCAUGCUGUCCUGAGAGUGAUCGAGAAAGAGAGACUUGAGGAGAAUGCGGCUGUGGUGGGCUCCUAUCUCAAGGAGAGACUCAUUCAACUCAAAGACAAACAUCAAAUAAUAGGGGACGUGAGAGGAAGAGGACUGAUGAUCGGAGUGGAGCUGGUGACUGAUCGAAAGCUCAAGACUCCUGCAGCUGCGGAGACUAUGAGAGUUAUGGAUAAAAUGAAAGAAUUGGGGGUGUUGAUUGGGAAGGGGGGAUUCUUCGGGAACGUGUUCAGAAUCACACCUCCACUCUGCUUCACCAAGGAAGAUGCAGAUUAUCUGGUGGAAGCAAUGGAUUACAGCAUGUCCAAGAUGUGACUUCGUCCCAUUUUGGGGAACACGGACACCACACCUGGACUGUGUCGUCCUUUUUUAUAUGAGUUCCUUGUGAAAAUAGCAGUGUACCCUGAUGUGAUGAGCCAACAUCUCGUUGACUCUCACAUCGUUUUUUUUUUUCCUUUUCUGAAUAAUUAUAUCUUCUUUUCAACGUAUAA
Tarenaya hassleriana is the source of this 1654-nucleotide messenger RNA. Its product is annotated as alanine--glyoxylate aminotransferase 2 homolog 2, mitochondrial. The record is from RefSeq and is a predicted model, not a curated record. Gene Ontology annotation, cellular component: mitochondrion. Gene Ontology annotation, molecular function: transaminase activity; pyridoxal phosphate binding. Lineage: Eukaryota; Viridiplantae; Streptophyta; Magnoliopsida; Brassicales; Cleomaceae. The transcript is spliced from 9 exons.